This is a messenger RNA of Lactuca saligna, 1623 nucleotides long. The record is from the annotation of a GenBank genome assembly. Lineage: Eukaryota; Viridiplantae; Streptophyta; Magnoliopsida; Asterales; Asteraceae.
AACUUAUUAGCUUUAAAAAAAAACCAAGGAUUUUUCUUUGUGUCUUUUCUAAUUUCCCUUUCUCCUUUUUCUCAAUACGAACAUGAAUUCCUCUUAUCAAUUCUGUACAAAGAUUUGAUCAUUUUACCACCUGCAAAUCAACCGUGGUUCCCUUCUCCCCUUCCCUCUCUCUCAAAUGGCGUUGGCCCUUCUCAGAAAAACCUUCAAUUCGUUAAACCCUAAUGAUAGAAUCCUCCGAUCCCUAUCUUCCUACGCCGCUGUUGCCACAAACAACGCCGAAAAACCCGUAUCCGACAGCUCUUCUUCCUCCUUCACCUUCUCACCAGAUCAGAAUGACAAUACCAACACCACUAACAAGGGCAACGCCGCCGCCUCUGAUGAUAUAUACAUCAAAUCAAAAAAACCGCCGCCUUCGACGUCCGUGACGAUGCCGAUGUCGUUCAUGACCGGAUCGAUAGUCGGGAAGAGGUUCUAUAAGCAAGUAACGACUAGAGUUGCAGAAGAUGGAAACGGUUGGUCUGUGAUGCUUGAUUACAGAACACUUAAAACACCUUCUAAGAGGCCUCUGAAAUGCCCUACUCUCCCUCUUGCUAAAGCUAUCGCUGCUGAAUGGGAUUACCAGCUUACAGAUGGAAUCAGGCCAUUUACAAUGCCUCUAAUGAAACUUGCAUGUACUGCUUUGGAGAGAGUUCCCCUCACUAGAUCACAUAUUAUCAAUAAUUUAAUGACAAGGUUUCAUCAAGAUUUGGUGUUUUGCAGAGCCCCAGAUGAUAAUGAGUUGACAACUGGUGUCUAUGAACUACAAGUGAAGAAAUUGGAUCCUCUUCUUAAAUGGGUCGAAUCAGAAUUUGGGUUCAAACCCGUUGUAUAUUCAAGCUUUUUUGGGGGCAAACAAGAAGAUGGUCUUGUAAAUGCCAUAAAUACCCUUCUGAAGAAAACCAAUGAUAAUGAAUUGGCAGCCAUUGAUGCUCUUACUUCAGCAUCACACUCGUUAAUAAUCUCAAUUGCAAUUUUUCGUGGGAAGCUUCAGAUUGAUGAAGCAAUUGAAUUGAUCAGACUCGAAGAAGAUAUGCAGGUUGAAAAAUGGGGUUUGGUAGAAGGUGGUCAUGAUCUUGAUGUUGCAGACCUUAAGGUGCAAAUCGCAUCAGCUACUGUUUUCCUUGGACUUACUAAAAAAUUAUAAGUAGAAUUACAAUUUUGCCCUUCAGCUCCUCUCUUAUCAAUGUUGUUUAAAUAUUAUCAAGCAUUCCUUCAUAAAUGCUAAAAACCAAGCCAUCUCGAAUGAUAAAAUAAAACACAUAACAUUUUUGUUUUGAUUUUUCACUCAUCAUUUACAAUUACAUUUCAUUUUUACUAGAAAUUAAAAAUAAAUAAAUAAUAUUAAGCAAAUAGUUUUACAUUUGUUUGAGAACUACGAUGGCUCUAUGAUUCUGUGUUUGAUGUAUAUCUGCAUGUAACAUGAUGGGUUAGUUGAAAAUACGGAGAUUAUUGAAGGGCAAUUUAGUAAAUUGUGUCGAUACCAUGGUUGUAAGGUUUUAAUCCUCGCAGCAUUGAAUGCAAAUUGGUGGUUGUUUCUUGAUAUCGCAGUAGCAACAAGCUAUAUCACAGUUACUGCUGCAUCCU